Messenger RNA from Pyrus x bretschneideri (Chinese white pear), 1453 nucleotides. RefSeq lists its product as uncharacterized. The coding region runs from base 41 to 1084 and encodes 347 amino acids. The transcript is spliced from 8 exons. The record is from RefSeq and is a predicted model, not a curated record. Gene Ontology annotation, cellular component: membrane. Lineage: Eukaryota; Viridiplantae; Streptophyta; Magnoliopsida; Rosales; Rosaceae.
CACUUCUCAAUUUGGAACAAAAAUUCUGGGUUCUCACUGAAUGUCUUCCACUCCGGCAAUGGCGCUGCAUGUUUACUGGUACGACUUCGUCUGCUUCGCCAUUGUUGGGGUUUCUUUUCUGGCGGCGUCGUGGGUGAUCUGGAGGAAGGAAGGAGCUUCGGAGAGAUUCGAAGACAGCACGAUGUACGAGAGCCUUCUGGUGAGCCGCCCUGACAGCCACGUGUUUGUCAGCACCCUCCCGAGGGGCCACGUCAGCACCUCCCAGCUCUGGACUAGCUGCUGGAAGGGGCUCCACCCCGGCUGGCUCUUCGCCUUUCGAUUCGUCUCGUUUCUGGCUUUGGCUGGGUUCUUGGCUUGGGAUCUUGUCGAAUGGGAUGCUUCCAUUUUCAUUUACUACACCGAGUGGACAUUUACACUGGUUAUGAUCUAUUUUGCGCUGGGAACUCUAGUGUCUGGGUAUGGUUGUUGGUUGUCCUUAAACAAGCCCCCCACUGAAAAUGGGACAAGGUCAGAAGCUUUGAGAAGGGAUGUGGAAGAGAGUAAUGGAACUGUGAAUACCUAUAGGCGAAACGGAAUUAAGAGUACCAUCAAAUUGCAAAGCCAGUAUGCUCAGGAGGAGAUUCUGAAACGAGCAGGAUAUUGGGGAUAUCUUAUGCAAAUUGCAUUCCAGACUUGUGCAGGAGCUGUUGUCCUCACAGAUGUCGUCUUUUGGUGUAUCAUCCUCCCAUUUUUAUCAAAUGCACACCUUGGCCUCAAUAUGUUGAUGUGUUGCAUGCAUACGCUGAAUGCAGCGUUCCUUCUUCUGGAUACCAUUCUCAACAGCCUUCCAUUUCCAUGGUUCAGGCUUUCAUAUUUUGUCCUCUGGAGCUGCAUCUACAUUGCCUUCCAGUGGGUCAUUCAUGCAUUAGGUUUCCCAUGGUGGCCGUAUCCAUUUCUUGAGCUCGAUACUCCAUGGGCUCCAAUAUGGUAUUUUUGCGGGGCUGUGGCUCACAUCCCUUGCUAUGGGAUUUUUGCAGUGAUUAUAAAAGCAAAGUAUUCACUUCUGCCCAAAUUGUUUCCCCACGCUUUUGUGAGGCCAUACUAGUAGAGAUUAGCUGCUAUUCUUCAUUAAGGGGGAAUGGGCGGUUGGCUCCGAGAGUGUAACAACUCUCACCUCCAGAGAGGGUGUACACUCCGCGUCCUACAUCGUAUUACUCGGAGUAAAUUUCACCCAAUAUUCUGUUUUAUUUAAAAGAGAAUUGGAACUUGGGAGUGGUUUUCAUCUUCAUUGUUUUGCUUGUGUAAGUUCACAGGGGAAUGCUGAUCCAAUCCGUCCCCCUCCCUCCCCUCUGUAUGUUAAAAUUGCAACUUGGACCAAUCACACUGAAGCUUCUUUCUUUCUGUUAUUCUCGCACACUGAAGCUUACACAGAAUACUUUCGUUAUUUAAAUUAAAUUAUUUUUUAUGUUUCGUA